Messenger RNA from Stegastes partitus (bicolor damselfish), 2080 nucleotides. It is a transcript of the gene timm10, whose product is annotated as translocase of inner mitochondrial membrane 10 homolog (yeast). Gene Ontology annotation, cellular component: mitochondrial inner membrane. Gene Ontology annotation, biological process: protein insertion into mitochondrial inner membrane. The record is from RefSeq and is a predicted model, not a curated record. NCBI's taxonomy places the organism in Eukaryota, Metazoa, Chordata, Actinopteri, Pomacentridae. The transcript is spliced from 2 exons. Bases 123 to 389 code for a protein of 88 amino acids.
CACACGUGUUUUCUUGCAGGUUUGAAGGUUACUGAAGAAGCUUCUGGGGAACCUCCGUGUCUUCUGUCCGCUGGAGAGGGUCACCAGGACGGCGUCGGUCGAGGCGGCACUGAAACGCAGACAUGGAUCCCAUGAAGGCGCAGCAGCUGGCGGCGGAGCUGGAGGUGGAGAUGAUGGCUGACAUGUACAACCGAAUGACCAACGCCUGCCACAGGAAAUGCGUCCCGCCACAUUACAAGGAGGCGGAGCUGACGAAGGGUGAGUCGGUCUGCCUGGACCGCUGUGUGGCCAAAUACCUGGACCUCCACGAGAGGCUGGGACGGAAGCUGACGGAGCUGUCGGUCCAGGACGAGGAGGUGAUGAGGAAGGCGGCCGUUGGCAGCGGAUAGAGACACUGACGAAGCAGAGCGUUGUGGGGGAAUUACAAGGUUAUGGGACGGGAUUAGCAUGUGAAGAAUAUGUGAAGACUUGUGUGUUUUAAUAAGUGGGUGGGAGAAUCAAAAUAUAAAGUUAAUGCCAUUGAGGGUCCACAGAGAGAAACUGCCUCCUCUCCAGCGUUAGAGGACGAUACAAAAGGGCAGCGACGAAGGAAGCACCGGUGCAGCAGGAGGACAUCUUGCUCCCGGUGGUCCGCCCGCCUCUCCGGAUCUGGAUUUUACGUUCAGCUCGACCUGCUGAAACUGGACUGGACAUGUGAUAUUAUUUCUGUGUUGUACUUUGUGCUUGUUUUCGGCUGUCUGGAUUCCAAAUAUGCCAAAUAUCUGGUGCAUUUGACAGGUUAAAACAAACGGAAAGAAUGACUUAAGUGUAGUCGGUGAUCUUAACUCAUAUUUUGAAUUCUGUAAAUUUUUUUUGUUUGUUUUGGGCCGUCUUUAAAGGGUUAACAUGAGACAACAUUCAGGUAGCAAUACAGUGUUCAGUUAAAAGUUGUCUGUUAUGCAGACAUAGCAGUUUAAUUUUCUUACAAAGAGAGAUUAAUGGGUUACUGAGGUGUGUUGAAUCUGUGGCUUGAGUUUAACUUGCUCGAUCACCAUGGUAACAGAUGCUGCACAGUGGCUCAGUUUCAGCGCCAAAAUGUCACCAAUUCUUUGCAAGACUGUGUUGUCUGAGUGAUACAGAUUUCCAUCAAACCUUUGUAGGCACACAUCAGUAAUCCCUCGGAAUGAAGCUGUGCAGUUGCACCUUUCAAACUUUGUACAUCGCGUUGCCACGGGAACCAACAGCCAUUCAGCUGACGAUGCAGAAUUAUGGCUUUACGUUUGGUCCUGAUUCUGUUUACACUGCUGUUUUUACAGAUAAUGGAGCUCAUAUUUGGAAAUUGUUUAGCCUAUAGGUGCUUACCAUAGAGAAUAUACAACUGAUGAUAAUGUAGCUUUAACAGUGGUCCUUGAUUACAGGACAGUGUCAGACCUAAAUGCACUUCUUCAACAUCAUGUUUAAAUUAAUGACGUUGAAGCGCUCUCACAUGCAGCUGUAUGAAGAGUGCACCGAGUGUUGAAAUACGUAUAUUAAACUAUUUAGUUUGCAUUCCCCUCUUGCAUCAUUUGCAGUAACAGUGCUUCUUUUUUAGCUCUAUAAAUUAUUUGUCAUAGCUUUCUGUUCUAACAACCUGUUGCUUUUGACUGAAGAAGGUGGCACAUCAUCGCUGCUCCAGUUUGUGUAGAAGAAGAGUUAAAUGAUGCAUUUUUUUUUGGAGCGUAGUGAAGAAAGCGGAACAAACCCAUUUUCUCUGCUUGGAGUUACCAGUUUAGUUAAGCCAGCUAACUUAAAGGAAGCCUGGCUAUGUCUCCAGGCAACAGGAUCAGAGUGUGCACUUCAUUAAUUAUGUGGUAGAGCCAGUUUGUCUUUUUAUACAGGACACUAUGCAUAGUUUUCUCUUUUUUUUUUCUCCACCCUGGAUGGUGCUGUGUUGUCAGAUACAGGCGGCCUGAACUUUGUCAUGUUUGUGUAGACUGUCAGUGGACCAUGUUUUUCUCUUCUUUUUUUUUUUCAUGUGCAAACCACAGUGACACAGCUUCUGCAUAGCGGAGAAGCUGUGUCACUGUGCUGCUGUUACUCUAAUAAAAAAAGAAAAAAAAAA